Molecule: messenger RNA, 1795 nt
Organism: Capsella rubella
Lineage: Eukaryota; Viridiplantae; Streptophyta; Magnoliopsida; Brassicales; Brassicaceae
Product: putative U-box domain-containing protein 46
Exons: 2
Coding region: 158-1555 (465 amino acids)
Biological process (GO): protein ubiquitination
Cellular component (GO): cytoplasm; nucleus
Molecular function (GO): ubiquitin-protein transferase activity
Source: RefSeq, a predicted model, not a curated record
GAAUAAACUCAUCAGAAACUAUAUAUAAAAAAAAAUACCCCAACUGAUUCAUUUUUGUUUCUUCGCUUCUUUCUGUAAACUGCAAAUUUCCCCAAAUUCUCGAAGUUUCUAGGGUUUUUCUUCUGCUUUUGUGUUCGUCGAGAAAUCUCCGGCGGAAAUGGCGGAUUCGACGGCGGACGCGACGGAAGCAAACGCCGAUACUCUGAGGCGGGAGUUACAGAAAGUACUGGCUGAGAUUCUACACGACGGAGGAGGAGGCAAAGAUCGCGGUGAGACUGAAGCUUGUUUCGGAGUUGUGAAAGCGAUUGAUGAAGCGAUCAGAAUCCUGAAUUGUCUGAGGAGAGUAGAAGAAUCGAGAAAGCCGGAAUCUGAUAUUUCUCCGGUGAAAGUGCCGAAAGAGUUCAUAUGUACACUCUCCAAUACGAUCAUGAUCGAACCUGUGAUCAUCGCUUCUGGCCAGACGUAUGAAAAGAGAUAUAUCACAGAGUGGCUGAAGCAUGAACGUAUAUGUCCCAAAAGCAAAGAAGUCCUCGCUCACGGUUUUUGGAUAUCAAACCAUUUGGUCAAUGAGUUGAUUACGCAAUGGUGUCGUGCUAACAAAUUUGAUCGGCGAAAACCUCCACCUGAAGAAAUAGUCACUGAGCUGUUCACUAGUGACAUAGAGGCACUGCUUCACCGGAUUUCCUCUGCCUCCUCCGUUGCGGAUCAGACAGAAGCUUCAAAAGAGCUGCGCCGCCAGACCAAGAAAUUUACCAAUGUCCGUGUCUUCUUUGUCGAGGAACUCCCUGGUUCGAUCACCCGAUUGCUCAGUCCGCUCUCUACUUUGGGCGAGGCAGUAGACUUGAACCCUGAGCUUCAGGAGAAUCUUGUCACAACAUUGUUCAACCUCUCGAUUCUUGAGAAGAACAAAACAGUCAUUGCUGAGAACCGUCUAGUGAUCCCUCUGCUCACAAAGUCUUUGAAACAGGGGACAGCUGAGACACGGAGAAACGCUGCAGCGACUUUGUCAUCACUCUCAGCCAUUGAUUCUAACAAGAUGAUCAUUGGGAACUCGGAAGCCGUCAAGGCGCUGAUUGAUCUUAUCGAAGAGGGUGAUGUGUUAGCCACAAAAGAAGCCACUUCCACGGUCUUUAACCUCUGUAUUGUAUUGGAGAACAAGGAAAAGGUGGUUUCAGCGGGUCUGAUACGUGCGGCAACCAAAAAGGUCAAAGCAGGAAGCAAUGUGGAUGAGUUGUUAUCUCUCUUGGCGCUGAUUUCCACACACAUCCGGGCGAUUGAGGAAAUGGAUAAGCUAGGGUUUAUCUAUGAUCUGUUCAGUAUAUUGAGGAAACCGAGUAGCUUGCUGAAUGGGGAGAACGCUGUAGUGAUCGUCUUCAACAUGUGUGACAGAAACAGAGACCAAUCCAGGCUGAAAGUGGUAGGAGAAGAGGAGAAUAAACACGGGACAUUUACAAAACUUGCAAAGCAAGGAUCAGUUCGUGCGGUGAGGAAGGCACAAGGGAUUUUACAGUGGAUUAAGAAAUUCGUUACUGGUAAAGAGCCACAGAGGGCAUGAAGGAAUCAGGUGUUGUUAAUACGUAAAUAGAUUUGCAAACUGACUCUUACCGAUCCAAUAUUGAUGGUAAAUAUAGUCAUAGAAAGUGUAGAGAUUAAAGAUAGAAGGCAAAGGUGUAUAUAGUCUCUCCUCUUUGGGAAUGAAAAGUUCCUGAGUUUUGCUACUCUUUAGUUGACUUUCUGAUUCAAGAUCGUGAAAUGAGGAUUACAUAAAGCAGAGGUUGUCUUUUUGUAGUGACUA